This is a messenger RNA of Corythoichthys intestinalis (scribbled pipefish), 1419 nucleotides long. RefSeq names its product ADP-ribosylation factor 4-like. Bases 145 to 684 code for a protein of 179 amino acids. The transcript has 6 exons. Gene Ontology annotation, biological process: intracellular protein transport; vesicle-mediated transport. The record is from RefSeq and is a predicted model, not a curated record. Lineage: Eukaryota; Metazoa; Chordata; Actinopteri; Syngnathiformes; Syngnathidae. Gene Ontology annotation, molecular function: GTP binding; GTPase activity. Gene Ontology annotation, cellular component: plasma membrane; cytoplasm.
GGUGACGUCACGCGUUCCACGUUGGCCCGGACGUGGCAGUCGGUCCGGAAUCUUUCCCAAAAGCUCAGCCGAACAACUUCGACAUUUUAGCCGCUUUAUAAGGAUUAGUGUUUUGACGCAAAACUCAAACAACCUCUAGCAGUCAUGGGGCUGACAAUAUCGUCAAUCUUCGGUCGACUUUUUGGCAAGAAACAAAUGCGGAUUUUAAUGGUUGGCUUGGAUGCUGCCGGAAAGACGACCAUCCUAUACAAGCUGAAGCUCGGCGAAAUUGUAACCACCAUCCCAACUAUAGGCUUCAACGUGGAGACGGUGGAGUACAAGAACAUUAGUUUCACCGUGUGGGAUGUCGGCGGCCAGGACAAGAUCAGACCCCUGUGGCGACAUUACUUCCAGAACACGCAGGGCCUUAUCUUUGUCGUGGACAGCAAUGACCGAGAGAGAGUGGCCGAGGCUGCAGAUGAGCUCUCCAAGAUGUUGGGCGAGCAGGAGCUGAAAGAUGCCGUGUUGUUGGUGUUUGCCAACAAACAGGACCUCCCCAACGCCCUGAGCAUCAGCGAGAUCAAAGAUCAUCUGGGUCUCAAUAACCUGAGGAACAAAGACUGGUACGUUCAGGCGACCUGCGCCACUCAGGGCACCGGUUUGUACGAAGGACUGGACUGGCUUUCCAACGAGCUCUCCAAGUAGAAGGAAAUCUGCCGAGUGGAUGAAAGCGUGAACUUUUACACGGACAUUCAACAUUAUGGUCUUCCAGCUACGGAGGACAUGGCUGGUGGCCAGUAUUUUUUUUUCUCCUUCUUUUCAUGGGGUGGCUGGGCGGGGUUAUCCUAUUUUUCUUUUUAGUUCACUGUAUGACCAAUCUGUGGGAGUCGCCAACCAUGCAGUUUGACCACUUGAGUAAUUCCAGUCAGAUAAGUUCUGUAAAGUUCUGCUCACGGAUUCGGACCAGGUUUGCAGUGAUUUGUCCUCCAAGUGGAACAUUGUGCCUUCCAGACUCUCUUUUUACUUCAUGCUUUAAUGCCCACACCUUCCUGCGAUACUUGUGACUUAAAACUGAUAAUAUGGCGUUUAUUUUUAUUUUGGGGAGGGGGGGUGGGAUUCUGCUCCUUGGCAAACGGUUUUCCUUUCCAUAAACAAUCAAAGGUUCUUACCCGCUUUUGUCCGGAUUAACAAAGUUGUCAGCUCUAACAAAGAAUUAUUGAACAGCAGAGAAGAAUCUGUGUAUUCAUUGCUUAAAAAUGUUUGCAUGUUAUUUUUUUUUUGUUUUGUUUUUGCUUGUAAUGUUUGCUAGUAGCAGUACUUAAUUAGUAGGGGGUUUACAUUCCGGCAUUUGCUUGCAGACCCUAAAAUCUGUGACUGUUUAUAACGUGGAUUUGCUUUAAAAUGUUUUACAAAUAAGGUCACAAUAAAGACUUAAAUACA